CCCCCCCAGGUCUCCUCUCUCCAAUUCAAAAACCACAACAAGAAUGGGAUUUAACAGGGCGACGGGGGAACCUCAAAACCGGAGAAACGCACCAUCCCGAAUCGCAAUGAUUGAAUCCUAGGUCGGAGACCGCUAGAUGCAUAGCCCUGCCCGCCUGUGUCGGCGUGCCCGCUGCUGCUUCUUCCCCUUGUUCUUGUCGCCGGGUUUGACUCGGCAGCUGGCUGUUUAAAUGACUGCCAGGAUGUCUAUGAAAGAUCCCUCGUCCGCGGCUCAGUCGGCGCAAUACGUCGGCCCUUACCGUCUGGAGAAAACGCUGGGGAAAGGGCAAACGGGUCUGGUGAAACUGGGGGUGCACUGUAUAACUGGACAGAAAGUGGCCAUCAAGAUCGUCAACAGAGAAAAGCUCUCUGAGUCUGUUCUCAUGAAGGUGGAGCGGGAGAUUGCCAUCCUCAAGCUGAUCGAACAUCCCCACGUUCUGAAGCUACACGAUGUGUACGAGAACAACAAGUACCUGUACCUGGUUCUGGAGCAUGUCUCAGGCGGAGAGCUUUUCGAUUACCUGGUGAAAAAGGGCCGACUUACCCCCAAGGAGGCGCGCAAAUUCUUCCGCCAGAUCAUCUCGGCUCUAGAUUUCUGCCACAACCAUUCCAUCUGUCACAGAGACCUGAAGCCGGAGAACCUGCUCCUGGAUGAGAAGAACAACAUCCGCAUCGCUGACUUCGGCAUGGCGUCCCUGCAGGUGGGAGACAGCCUGCUGGAGACCAGCUGUGGCUCUCCUCACUACGCUUGUCCAGAGGUGAUCAGGGGAGAGAAGUACGACGGGCGCAGAGCAGACGUGUGGAGCUGUGGAGUCAUUCUGUUUGCACUGCUGGUGGGGGCGCUCCCGUUUGAUCACGACAACCUGCGGCAGCUCCUGGAGAAGGUGAAGAGUGGAGUGUUCCACAUGCCUCACUUCAUCCCUCCCGACUGCCAGGCCCUGCUGAAAGGCAUGAUCGAGGUCAACCCAGACAAGAGGCUGUCGCUGGAGGACAUUCAGAAGCACUCCUGGUACCUGGGGGGUCGUAAUGAGCCGGCCCCCGAGCAGCCCCCCCUUCGCAGGAUGACUGUGCCGAGGAUCGCCUCGCUGACCGAGCUGGACCCCGACGUGCUGGACAGCAUGUACUCGCUGGGCUGCUUCCGAGACCGGGGCAAGCUGACCAGAGACCUGCAGAGUGAGGAAGAUAACCAGGAGAAGAUGAUCUAUUACCUGCUGCUCGAUCGCAAGGAGAGAUACCCGAGCUGUGAGGACGAAGACCUGCCCCCCCGCAAUGACCUGGACCCCCCCAGGAAGCGCGUGGACUCUCCCAUGCUUUCCCGCCACGGCCGCUGUCGCCCCGAGAGGAAGUCCAUGGAAGUGCUGAGCGUGACUGACGCGGGGUCUCCCACCCCGCCUCGCAGGGCUCUCGAUACAGCCCAGCACAGCCAGAGGUCCCGCUCUGUGAGCGGCGCGUCAACAGGCCUCUCCUCCAGCCCUCUCAGCAGCCCCAGGGUCACCCCUCACCCCUCUCCCCGGGGCAGCCCCCUGCCCACCCCCCUGGGUACCCCGGUCCACGGGCCCCCCCCCCCGCGGGGGGAAGGCAGCAGUGGCAGUGGCAGCAGCUGCAGUGCGGGCUCGGUCACGCCCCCCUCCAGCCCUGGCGUGGGGGGCAGCAGCUCGGCUCACUGGAGGACCCGGCUGAACUCCUUCAAGAACAACCUGCUGGGGUCGCCUCGCUUCCACAGGAGGAAGAUGCAAGUCCCGACAUCGGAAGACAUGUCCAGCUUGACCCCGGAGUCUUCUCCAGAGUUGGCGAAAAAGUCCUGGUUUGGGAAUUUUAUCAGCUUGGAAAAGGAGGAGCAGAUCUUCGUGGUGAUCCGAGACAAACCGCUGAGCUCCAUCAAGGCUGAUAUUGUCCAUGCCUUCCUCUCAAUUCCCAGUCUCAGCCACAGCGUGAUCUCUCAGACCAGCUUCCGGGCGGAGUACAAGUCUUCCGGAGGGCCCUCUGUGUUCCAGAAGCCGGUGAAGUUCCAGGUGGACAUCACGUAUUCUGAGGGGGGCGCGUCCGAGAGCAGGAAAGAGAACGGGAUCUACUCCGUGACCUUCACCCUCAUAUCAGGCCCCAGUCGCAGGUUUAAGAGGGUGGUGGAGACAAUACAAGCCCAGCUUCUUAGCUCCCACGACCAGCCCUCUGUGCAGUCUCUAGCAGAACUCCUCUCUCCUCUCAUCCUCUCUCUCUCUCCUCUCUCAGAUGAGAAGAAUGGUCAGCUCUCUCGUGCUCCCAGCACUCCGACACGUCAGAACUCCCGGCGCUCGGAGGGCGAGGUGGCAGAGCUUCACCGCAGGGGGUCAGGCAAGGACAAAGCCCGCCUCCUGCCUUCCAAUGGGACGCAAUCCCAGCCGUAACCCGCGGCGACCAAGCGAGCGACCUAGCAACCAGGCAAGCAACCAUCUAACCAACCAAACGACAGACAGACUGACCGACAGGACAAUGGGACAAUGGAUUCACCCUCAGAGGUUCGAGCCAAUAGGAAUCGAAAGGGAAACGCCCCUCGACCAAUAGGAUGAAGGCUCCACCCAUACAGAUGUGCACCUGGGAGUGCGUCAACUGGAGACAGACAGACACAGACAGACAGACGGACGGACAGACUGUAAAACGACCAUCAUGUAACUUGAAGACAUAUAGAUAGGUAGAUAGCUGAGCCAUGCUCAAAGCAUUUGUCGGAAUUCUGUGUAGCUAAAACAAAAAAGGUUUCUUAGAGCUAAGCAGAUGGACAGACAGACCAGCAGAAGUCUUUUUGUCCAGCUGUUUGGAGGACAGAUGGUUUGACAGUGCCUGCUUGCUUCGGAACCGGACAGAGUGAGACGAUGGGUCUGACUACUUUAAUUUGGCUUGAAGGAGAUUAAGCAAGACCCCAUUUGGACGGACGGCAAAAACGAUUUCGAGAGACGACAGUUUGACGAGCAGAAACUCGCACGAAGGGAAACCGACCUUGAAGGGUGGAUGGCACGCAGUUUUUAAACCGAUCGAAGACGCCGCUUGGACGGCAAACUGCUUUCUUGUAAACAAAUGAACGGCUGCAGAAAAAAACAACACAUGAACUCAACUACAGAACAACACACACACACACACACACACACACACACACACAGAGGCACAUUCGUGCUUCCCUGAGCCAAAACUCCGGUUAGUAUUAUCGCAAAGAUGUGUGUAUAAAUACGAAAUCUACUCUAAUGGACAACUCAGAACUGCCGCGCUGAAGAAACUAAAACGGAAACGAAGACGUCCCAGAAUCCUCUUCUUCUCUUUCUAUUCAACCAGGAUGGAAAACAGAGCCUCCCUCUCGCGGGAAUGGGGGUGUGGAGUUUGUCUAUUUCACUGUAUUUGUCGCACGAUACCAUUGAAACCGUUUGCUUCUUGUUAUGCUUUGCUAGGGGUAAGAGGGAGCGGGUUCGAACUGGAAUGUACUCAGCAUAGCCUGAGGAAGAAGACUGACGAUUCAGCCCCUGUGUUUGUGUUAUUCCCCUCAACUACGGCGCUGCCCAAUGCAAUAUUCCAGUGGAGGAGCUGUACAUAGCUGUAUUCAGUCAAGGGUUUUACUGAAUGUUGCCCCAGGAGCUUUUUAGCCGUGGCAAAUGCAAGAAGUCCUCCAAGUUUGGUUUCGUUGAAUAGAGCUGUAGAACUGGAGUGGGGAUGAGGAGCCAGGAUUGUUAAUUGAAUCCGACUUUAAUUGAUCUCUGAACAGCACUGCUAAAGGCACGGCCGCGUGGUGAGCAGGGGGGAGUCACACAGUCUGGGGAGCGCAGGGGUCCCCGAGAGGCUC
Messenger RNA from Polyodon spathula (Mississippi paddlefish), 3840 nucleotides. It is a transcript of the gene brsk1b, whose product is annotated as BR serine/threonine kinase 1b. Gene Ontology annotation, molecular function: ATP binding; protein serine/threonine kinase activity; tau-protein kinase activity. Gene Ontology annotation, cellular component: cytoplasm. The transcript has 19 exons. Bases 230 to 2422 code for a protein of 730 amino acids. Gene Ontology annotation, biological process: microtubule cytoskeleton organization; protein phosphorylation; intracellular signal transduction. NCBI's taxonomy places the organism in Eukaryota, Metazoa, Chordata, Actinopteri, Acipenseriformes, Polyodontidae. The record is from RefSeq and is a predicted model, not a curated record.